AUGUAAAAAGAAAAAAUUCAAUCUUAAGUGGAUUCAAAAAGAUAAAGCAUAAGUCCUUAAAAUUAAAUGCUUCUAGAUUCACCUGGAUAUCAAAGAUAGAUGAAUAAUUAUGAAUACGAAAUGUUUUUCAGAUCACCUUAAAUCAUUUAUGAGAUGGAUUCUCAAGAUCCCAUUCCUCCUAAUCUAUGUAGAUAAGUUUCUAGCUUUGUUUUAUUUGAUUAAUAACCUUUGAGAUUAAGGUCAGGUAGAUCAUAUAGUAAUGCAAAUUAAAUUUAAAAGUAAGACCUAACUCAAGAUUAGCAAGAAUUUAAUAAAAGAUUUGGAGAAUUACAGGAUAAAGAACACUUAGAGUUAGAUAAUAAAAAGUAUAAAGAUACUAAUUCUCCUCAAAAUUAGAAGAGUUUGGAUAAAUAAGCAUUUAAAAUUUAAAUAAAGAAUUUUAAUAAGUUCAGUGAAAAAUAACAACAGCCUUGUAAUUGUAAGAAUAGUGGAUGUCUUAAAAGAUAUUGCAGAUGUUUUCAUAGUGGGAAAACUUGUAUAGAAGAAUGUUAGUGUUCAGAUGGAUGUUUGAAUAAUGAACAUAAUUUAUAAGAAAGAAACAAAGCAAUUAAACAUGUAAAUGAAAAAUGUUAUAGAAACAGAAAGAUUCCUAGAGAUGCUUUAUUCAAAUUGGAUAUAAUAUAUGGAUGUUCUUGUACGAAAUCUAAAUGUAGAAAAAGAUAUUGUGAAUGUUAUUUAAGAAAUCAGAACUGCACCCAAAAUUGCAAGUGCUUUGAUUGUUGUAAUCAACCUAAUUUCAAUAAAUGA
Molecule: messenger RNA, 807 nt
Organism: Paramecium pentaurelia
Lineage: Eukaryota; Ciliophora; Oligohymenophorea; Peniculida; Parameciidae
Source: the annotation of a GenBank genome assembly